Acomys russatus (golden spiny mouse) is the source of this 1763-nucleotide messenger RNA. RefSeq names its product bone morphogenetic protein receptor type 1B (gene Bmpr1b). Gene Ontology annotation, biological process: protein phosphorylation; cellular response to growth factor stimulus; dorsal/ventral pattern formation. The transcript is spliced from 10 exons. Gene Ontology annotation, cellular component: signaling receptor complex; plasma membrane. Gene Ontology annotation, molecular function: ATP binding; SMAD binding; transforming growth factor beta receptor activity, type I. The record is from RefSeq and is a predicted model, not a curated record. The coding region runs from base 15 to 1523 and encodes 502 amino acids. NCBI's taxonomy places the organism in Eukaryota, Metazoa, Chordata, Mammalia, Rodentia, Muridae.
CGUUCAUUGAUAACAUGCUCUUAAGAAGCUCAGGAAAAAUAAAUGUGGGCACGAAGAAAGAGGAUGGUGAGAGUUCAGCCCCCACCCCUCGCCCCAAGAUCCUUCGUUGUAAAUGCCACCACCACUGUCCUGAAGACUCAGUCAACAACAUCUGCAGCACAGAUGGGUAUUGCUUCACGAUGAUAGAAGAAGAUGACUCUGGGAUGCCUGUUGUCACCUCUGGAUGUCUAGGACUAGAAGGGUCAGAUUUUCAAUGUCGCGACACUCCCAUUCCUCAUCAGAGAAGAUCAAUUGAGUGCUGCACAGAAAGGAAUGAAUGUAACAAGGACCUGCACCCCACGCUGCCCCCACUGAAGAACAGAGAUUUUGUUGAUGGACCUAUACACCACAAGGCCUUACUUAUAUCUGUGACUGUCUGUAGUUUACUCUUGGUCUUCAUUAUUUUAUUCUGUUACUUCAGGUAUAAGAGACAAGAAGCCAGACCUCGGUACAGCAUUGGGCUAGAGCAGGAGGAAACUUACAUUCCUCCUGGAGAGUCCCUGAGAGACUUAAUUGAGCAGUCUCAGAGCUCGGGAAGUGGAUCAGGCCUCCCUCUGCUGGUACAAAGGACAAUAGCUAAGCAAAUUCAGAUGGUGAAGCAGAUUGGAAAAGGUCGCUAUGGGGAAGUAUGGAUGGGAAAGUGGCGUGGAGAAAAGGUCGCCGUGAAAGUGUUCUUCACCACAGAGGAAGCCAGCUGGUUCCGGGAGACUGAGAUAUAUCAGACAGUCCUAAUGAGGCACGAAAACAUUCUGGGGUUCAUAGCUGCAGACAUCAAAGGGACUGGUUCCUGGACUCAGUUAUACCUCAUCACAGACUAUCAUGAAAAUGGAUCUCUUUAUGACUAUCUGAAAUCCACUACCCUAGAUGCAAAGUCCAUGCUGAAAUUAGCCUACUCUUCUGUCAGCGGCCUAUGCCACUUGCACACAGAAAUCUUCAGUACUCAAGGUAAACCCGCCAUUGCCCAUCGAGACCUGAAAAGCAAGAACAUCCUGGUGAAGAAAAAUGGGACUUGCUGCAUAGCAGACCUGGGCCUGGCCGUCAAAUUUAUUAGUGACACAAACGAGGUUGACAUCCCACCGAACACACGGGUGGGCACCAAGCGCUAUAUGCCUCCGGAAGUGCUGGAUGAGAGCUUGAACAGAAAUCAUUUCCAGUCUUAUAUUAUGGCCGACAUGUACAGUUUUGGACUCAUCCUCUGGGAGAUUGGAAGGCGAUGUGUUUCUGGAGGCAUAGUGGAAGAAUACCAGCUCCCCUAUCAUGACCUGGUUCCCAGUGACCCUUCUUAUGAGGACAUGAGAGAAAUUGUAUGCAUCAAGAAGCUACGGCCUUCAUUCCCCAAUCGGUGGAGCAGUGAUGAGUGUCUCAGACAGAUGGGGAAGCUCAUGACAGAGUGCUGGGCUCACAAUCCUGCCUCCAGGCUGACCGCCUUGCGAGUUAAGAAAACACUUGCCAAAAUGUCAGAGUCCCAGGACAUUAAGCUCUGAUGGCAGAUGCUUGUGGACAGAGCAAGAGAUUCCACAGGAGCAUCCCUAGCCCAAGCCUUGAACAUGGCCCUACAGCCCAAUGGCUUCAGACUUCCCCUCUCAGGGAGUAUGCUGGACAGACACAGAGGGCACCAGAUUCAUCGUGACUUUCUGAGGAUGGGAAUCCAUUUGGGUAACUUGUUCAAGAUACGAUGCACACUGCUUUCUGAGAAAGCCCUGUAUUUUGGGAUUGACAUUUUU